Messenger RNA from Symbiodinium natans, 579 nucleotides. NCBI's taxonomy places the organism in Eukaryota, Dinophyceae, Suessiales, Symbiodiniaceae. The record is from the annotation of a GenBank genome assembly.
AUGGAUCCGAAGCAGGCAAGAACUAAAACAUGCACAGACAACAGCGACAGAGGUUGGCGGUCGGAUGUCUGUGGCAUCGUCGCAAUCGCUUCCAACCAUUCUAGCCUCGAGGCGUCACAGCAAGCUCAAGGCUUUGUCAAAGAGGUGGAAAAGGACAUGGACAUCCAGUGGAGGGAAAGCGGAGCCAGCGGCCGAGACCAGGUGGACCAGAUGUCAGGUCCUGCGGCCUCGUCAGACAACCUGAGGCUGCAGGAACAGUCAGAGUUUCGGGCGUCACAGGACAUGAAGGAUGCUAAACGCCGAGAAGCGCAAUUGGCCUCGCAGGGUGAAAAGUCUUCUGCUGGGCUGCUUCCUAGACGUUUUGCGGCAGACCUGAUGGUGCGCUUCCGCUUGGUGCCAGGGACCCAGGGACCAUGCCCUGACAGGCUCUUUUGUACAGUCUUGGAUAGCCAGGCGCGAAUGCGACAGUGGCACCAGGAUCCGUCCCAGAAGCCGCCGAACAUGUCCAUGCCCCCGGAGCUUGCGUACUGCGCGUCGGAGGGGCUCGAUGAGUUGUCCAGCGAGGGCAUCGGUGCAUAG